Aspergillus bombycis is the source of this 768-nucleotide messenger RNA. RefSeq lists its product as uncharacterized. Gene Ontology annotation, cellular component: cytoplasm. Gene Ontology annotation, biological process: negative regulation of MAPK cascade; protein dephosphorylation. The coding region runs from base 1 to 768 and encodes 255 amino acids. Gene Ontology annotation, molecular function: protein tyrosine/threonine phosphatase activity; MAP kinase tyrosine/serine/threonine phosphatase activity. The record is from RefSeq and is a predicted model, not a curated record. Lineage: Eukaryota; Fungi; Ascomycota; Eurotiomycetes; Eurotiales; Aspergillaceae. The transcript has a single exon.
AUGGUUGCAUCACUCGAGCUGCCUACUGGCAAAGAGAAUAAGCAGCCUGAUGCAGGGAAACAGGAUGACAGAGAGAAAAGAGAAGAGGAUGAAAAAGAAGCAAGGAAGAAGAUGCGGGAGGAGCGGCAGAAGAGAUGGCAAAUGUUUUAUAAAGCCCGGAUGAGAGACAUUGUUCCUGGUCUCGUUCUGGGUAAUGUCCAGGCCUCAUUUAAUCCAGAUAUGCUUCGAGAGCAUGGUAUCGAUGCUAUAGUCACACUUUGUGCUGAUAGCUGGGCAAAGUGGAGGAGCCACACGAGACAAGUGGUUCCAGAACAUCGUCACAAAAGGGUCCAGUGUACGGAUUCAUCGACACAGGACCUUCUAACUCACAUGAGCGAGACCUGCGACUGGGUCGAACAGAUGGCUUCUCCAGCCUUACGGUCAUCAUCUACUUUACCAGGAGCACAGGAGUACGAACUGAGUGAUGACUCCCGCGCCGCACGUCCAGGGGCUGUAUUGAUUCACUGUGAUUUGGGAAUAUCACGUUCUCCAACUAUGAUUAUUGCAUAUCUCAUGCGCAAAUACGGUAUCAAGCGAGAAGAUGCAUUGGCAUUCGUUAUGUCGAAGCAGAGAGUCAAACCUAGUGCUAAUUUUACCCGACAACUUCAAAUAUGGGAGGAGGUGGGGUAUCAAGUGUGGGAGAAUGAGGAGAGGACAAUUCCGAAAGCACCAUACCAAGUAUUUCUGGAUGACCGAGCAGCUCUUCUGAAAGAGUUGGGACUCACAUGA